Messenger RNA from Acanthosepion pharaonis, 1158 nucleotides. The record is from the annotation of a GenBank genome assembly. Lineage: Eukaryota; Metazoa; Mollusca; Cephalopoda; Sepiida; Sepiidae.
AUGCCUUGCACGCAAUUCUUGCCACUCUCGCCAUGUUCUCCUUCUGAAACAGCCCUCUUAAGUCAGAGGAAGUAUUUUCGCCCACGCACGCAUGCGUACACACGGACACAGCGCCUAUCCUCUCUACGUUGUCAGAGACUCCCGAACAUUAAGACUUCGUUUCGUUUCCUCUGCUCUUAUAUAGGAUUUCCUUUGUCUCUUGAGUACCUACAUUUUUUACAACCUCAUUCUAUUACUCUUCCUGUUCCAUUUUCGUUCUUUUUUUUAAUCUUCUUUCCUAUUCGUCUUUCUUUGGUUUUUCUUUUCCCACUUUCCUUUAAAUUCAUUCAUUUCUUUCUUGUUUUUCGAUCACUUCCCAUCCCACACAUUCUUUCUUUCUUUCUUUCAUUUUUCUUGCGUUUUUCUCUUUUCGCUCACUUUUUCAUUCUUUUUUCUUCUCUCUCUUUCUUACUUUCUUUUCUGUCUUUAUUUUCUCUCAAUUUUUUUUUGAUUCGUUUCUCAUGCUUUUCUCUAGUUUUCUCUAAUUUUUUCUUACAUUCUUUUUUCUGUCUUUCUUUCUUUCUUUCUUUCUUUCUUUCUUUCUUUCUCUGUGUAUCUCACCUUUCUUUUGUACUUUACGCCGAACCAAUUAGCAAUGCACCAAUGCUCGAACGCAUGCGCACAACUACAAUGAUUCUCUCGGUUCAAAAUUCAAAAGAGUGCUUAUCUCGUAAAUUAUUGAUCGUCAGUUUGUUCCGCAUUAGUACGCCUACUGAUGUACGAAGUGGACUGGAAAUACUUUAUAUUUCGUUAUCUAUCUAUCUAUCUAUCUAUCUAUCUAUCUAUCUAUCUAUCUAUCUAUCUAUCUCAGUCUGUUCAUAUCUAUCUAUCUAUCUAUCUAUCACACAACUGUCUUUCUUUUUUGUCUCAUGCCCUUUCUUUCUUUCUUUCUUUCUUUCUUUCUUUCUUUCUUUCUUUGUCCCAUCACCUUUUUCUUUCACUUUUCUUUUUUUAAUCCAUGGCCUUUUUUCUUCACUAUUCUUUCUUUCUUUGCUCUAUCAUCUUUUGUCAUCCAUUAUUCUUUUUUUCUUUCUUUCUUUCUUUCUUUCUUUCUUUCUUUCUUUCUUUCUUUGCCUCAUCACCUUUUUCUUUCACUGUUCUUUCAUCUUUCUUUCUUGA